ACACGACCAAGCCAUGGCCAAGACGGACGCAAAAGAGGUCAAGCCGCGGAAGCGCUCCAAGAAGAUUGCGACGACGGUGACCAAGGACGCACCCCAGGACGGCGCUGCCAAGAAGCGCACGCCGGUCAAGGGCCCAGCCAAGGUGGCCAAGCCGAGCCCGGCCAAGGCGCCGAUCGAGACCAUUGUCAUCGACGGUGACGAGUCCGAGACCCACAAGGACGACGCCGACGCCGAGGCCAAGCCGGCCUUGACGAUCGAGCCAGUGGGGGCCACAACGACGAGCGCGCCGGAUUUCCUAUCGCCGGUAAGCAAGCUGCAGCGCGCGCAGGAGAUUGCUGCGAAGGAUCAAGAGGCGCGCCUCGAAGCGGCCGAAGCCAAACGUCUUGCCGACUCUCGCCAGCGUGGCGCCAAGCGCAAGGAUAUGGCCUCGGACGCCGAUGCGCCGGCCCACGCCAAGGUUGCCAAGACAGGCGCGCUCGAGACCGACGUCGAAACGACGACGACGACGACGAUUAGCCAGCAGACGACCAUCAAGGCUGCGACACACGCGGUCACGCGGUCCAAGAUCGUCUCGGAAAAGAAGGCCAAGAUCGUCAAAACCCCCGACGAGUCCGCGACCCAGUACGCAUUGCGCGCCGCCAAUAUCAACAAGGAAGAGCGCAAGAAGCUCGCCGCAGCCAAAGCUGCGAUCGCUGAAGCCGGUCCUGAAGAAGCCGUAGCGGCAGAAACGAACGAGCACACGACGACCGAGGCGACGCCAGUCGUUGCCACGAGCCCGGAAGAUGUGUACGAGACGCCCGAAUUUGUGGCCCGCAGCACCGAAGACCACUUCCGCAGCGUCUCGUCAUCGACGACAACGACGACCUUUCCUGAUGUCAUGCACGUUGAAGAGCCCGUCGACGACGCCACGUCCAACGCUGCGCCGUCGACCGCGCUCGUCCGAUCUCUGCCUGGCCCGAAGCGCUCGUCGACCGCGCGCGUCAUCGCUUACGCCGGCGUCAUUGCCGCUGCGGUCGGCGCCGUCGUUCUCGGCGCGACCUCGGCCUACGUAGAGCAGCUGCCGCACUGCGACGCCAAUGCUACGGCUGCGGACCUCCACUGCCGGCCCUGUCCACCGCAUGGAGUGUGUCGUGACGGCGCCUUGGUCGACUGCGAUCCGUCGUUCAUUGCGCUCCGCGGCGAGUGCCAUGAAGCCAUGGGCCUCACCCGCGACUCGAGCCUGAUGGCGUCGAUGCUGACCGAGAUCUGGCGCAGCGAGGCCACGUCCGUGUACUGCGAGGCGCCGCUGGCCACCCGGCUCCAAGCGCUGGACCCUCUCAGCGUGGUGCAGGACCUGGGCCACCCGUCGUCGGUGCCGCUCUCGACCGAAGCCCUGCGUCAACAGCUCCGCGCCGACCCUGCGUGGAAGGACAUUGGGCCCAAGACGUUCGGUAUCGCGUUUACAAAGGCGCUGACGCGCCUCGGCAAGAAGAGUGACGCAACGUUCGUCGACUUGACCAUCGAUGACGCGUCGCCAUUGUGCCGCGCCACCACGUUUGUGUUGGAGUACUUUACGUCGGUCGUCCUCGCGGUGGUGCUCGUGGUGCUGGCGAUCUUUGUGGUUGUCGACAACCAGACGUUUACCCGCGACCAAGAACUGUUGGCACGCAUGCUGGUCGUCGUCGAAGACGAGCUGAUGACGCAUGCCGCGUCGCGCGUCGACGAGACCGAGGAUGCGGGCUACCCGAUCCAGUACCUCCGCGACCACGUCAUCGACAUCCUCCAGCUCACGCGCGACGAAAAGUACCGCGUCGUCUCAAGCGUGUGGGAUCAGCUCGGCGCCGCCGUGCGCACGGACCCGCGCAUCGUCGAGCGCACGAUCACGCGCGCUGCGAACGGCGCUUCGGUCGUCAUAUGGGAGUGGGUCGGUGGGGCCAAGGACUUUGAUGCGUCCGGCCCGUCGUUCACGCCGUACGACCAUGCGACACCGGCGGCAUCUGUGCAGUCGGCGUGAUCGUGCAAAGCAUGUAGGUUGAGAAUACGGUGUAUAUAAGGUAGUUGAAAGAAAUAGCAUGUUCACGUCGUCUUGCGAUUGAAUACUGCACGGGCCGCGGGGGCGGAC
Saprolegnia diclina VS20 is the source of this 2101-nucleotide messenger RNA. RefSeq lists its product as hypothetical. The coding region runs from base 14 to 1993 and encodes 659 amino acids. NCBI's taxonomy places the organism in Eukaryota, Oomycota, Saprolegniomycetes, Saprolegniales, Saprolegniaceae. Gene Ontology annotation, molecular function: chromatin binding. Gene Ontology annotation, cellular component: nuclear inner membrane. The transcript is spliced from 7 exons. The record is from RefSeq and is a predicted model, not a curated record.